AUGAUGCAAUCAGUUACCAAGGGAUAUGGUUUCCAGAAUGCAAGGUCAUAUCACCUCAAUACUUCUGCUGCUGGUUUUGAUUGCAUGCACGCUCCUUCCGGUGUCUGGGCAUCUGCGAGAUGCGGAGACUACACCCAUGGCAGGAGCAAGUCCGACAUACACCCCUCUUCCAGCAGUGACUCUGACAGCCGAACUAUACAGCUCUGGUAUAGGAUUUACCAAGCACCUGCUGUUGCUUCAGCCGAGGACGCGCCUGCCCAGGGACUAGUAGUCGGCGUUCCAACACUGCCAUUUGCAAGCACUCCAACAGUCGAACCAGCUAUCAUAGUCCCAGUCAACACGACAGCAGGGAGUUCUCUCGGAGAUGCGUCUGUAGCCCGGGUGGAGCCUGCUGAUGUAGUGCCCCCACCUUCAAUUGCCAACCAUGCUGUCAAUCCUGUUCCGCCCGCACCCGCGCCUACUUCUUCAGCUUCAUCUAGUAUGGAGAGUUCCAGUGUUACACAUGCAACAACGUCAUUUGGCAAUGUGCCCUUCGUCACUGUACAGUGGGUGGAGACAUUCAUCGGCGGUACCUAUUCGACCUGGUGGCCCCACACUAUUUCUCUUGAUUUCAAGCCGCAAAGAUCCGUGGCUCCAGCUCCGGGCAGAGGAGAGAUUGGCAUGGGGACUUUGACAGGCAAGACUGGACAGACUCAGACAGUUGUAGAGGUGGUAGCUGCUGCCCCUACACAAGACUCGGGCUGGGCCAAGGGCGUCGCUGCUAUGGUCGGUGUCGGUAUUAUGGGCAUUUUCUGA
Molecule: messenger RNA, 795 nt
Organism: Bipolaris oryzae ATCC 44560
Lineage: Eukaryota; Fungi; Ascomycota; Dothideomycetes; Pleosporales; Pleosporaceae
Exons: 3
Coding region: 1-795 (264 amino acids)
Source: RefSeq, a predicted model, not a curated record